AUGAAUCUUACGGUGAAACAAGGACAGACUGUUGCACUCGUGGGUGUCAGCGGAUGCGGGAAAAGCACUAUUGUUCAGCUAUUCGAACGGUACUAUGAUACUCAGAGCGGUGAAGUG
Strongylus vulgaris is the source of this 117-nucleotide messenger RNA. NCBI's taxonomy places the organism in Eukaryota, Metazoa, Nematoda, Chromadorea, Rhabditida, Strongylidae. The record is from the annotation of a GenBank genome assembly.